CAACAGCAAAACAAAACAAAAACUUCACGGCGGCGGCGCGUCCCCUCGCCGAUCAUGGCCCAGGACAAUAACAUAAGUCACAGUGUUGCCAAUACAUUCAACUUAGAUGUAAACAACGGAAAAUGCUGCUGCGCCAUUAAUUUCCCGGGCACAUUUAAAACUCAGUGUAUUAGGUUAUGUAUGGAUAAUAUUUUUUUCUUGCAGCAUAUCACAAAUUACAAUUGGAUUAUCACAGUUUAAAAUAUGCAUUAUAUAAUUAAAACUGAAUAGCGUUUUAACAUAAAAUGAUAUAUUAUAUUAUUAUUAUAUUACUAUAUUUUAAAUCGUAGACCGUGGAAUUGCCUAAAUACGUUAAAGGCUAACUGAGUACAAAGUUGUUAAAUUACAUUAAUUAUAGUGAUUGAUUGUUUUUUUUAUUUUAGUGAUUUGUGAAGUGCAAUACUCCAAACUACUAAUAAUCAACGGUCCAUAACUUGAACUGUUUAUACUUUUGUUUAUUUGUGGUGCCUAUAUACUUUGAACACAAAAUAGAAUAAAUCUAUUAUGUGCUUCUAAUUGCAUUACUUAUUAUAAUCCUUAUAAAAUGAUUCGAUUAAAUGUCCCUCUAGUACCUGAUGAAAACAUUCUAAACAAUUUAUUUGAUAAAAAUAUUUAUACAGUGAACGACUUUCUCCAAAAGAAAACUUCUAAUUUGCAAAGUGUGUGCAACUUACAAUGCAAGGAAAUAACAAAACUAAAAGAUAGUAUGACAGUAAAGUGUUCAUCUCCAUUCACAAAUGUAUACGAGCUUUACUUAAAUAGAACUGUAUCAUCUUUUGUUCGAACUAAAAUCACAAAAUUGGAUAACAUACUUCAAGGAGGGUUAUUUGCUGGUAACCUCUAUGAACUAUGCGGCCCAUCCGCUUGUGGAAAAACUCAAUUAUGUCUUAGCAUCCUAAUUAAUUUAAUAAUAACUACAAAAAAGAAUAUAGUAUAUAUAGAUACUAAAAACAAAUUUUCUGUGAACAGAAUCAAACUUAUGUUGAAAAACAGAUGCAAGACAAAUAAUGAAAUCAGUGAUAUAUUGAACAAAAUUCAAGUGUACUCGGUUUUAAACAUAUACAAUUUAAUAACUUGUUUACAUGGUCUCAAAGAAAAAUUGGAACCUAUUAUAAUCAUAGACUCUCUGCCAGUGCUUUACCUAUCAUUUAUAGGAUUUGAUAAGAAUGAAGGUCUAUGCUAUAUAAAUCAUAUAUGUUCAAUUUUAAAAUACUUAUGCAAUAAAAAUGCAACUAUUAUGGUAACAAACUUGGCUGUAAAAAAUUGUGAUUUAAGUAAUAAUUUCAAGCCUGCUAUUGGAAAAUAUUGGUUUCAUAUACCAAACACAAGAUUAAUGAUCACAACAAUAAUAAAUCAACAACAACAACAACAGAUGUGUAUAAAUAUUACAAAAAGUGUUUAUAUACCUUUAAAUGAAAAAUGUAUAUUAAACAUUGAUAAUUUUGGUGUUUCAUAA
This is a messenger RNA of Rhopalosiphum maidis (corn leaf aphid), 1495 nucleotides long. RefSeq names its product DNA repair protein RAD51 homolog 4 (gene Rad51D). Gene Ontology annotation, cellular component: replication fork; Rad51B-Rad51C-Rad51D-XRCC2 complex; centrosome. Gene Ontology annotation, molecular function: ATP-dependent DNA damage sensor activity; single-stranded DNA binding; four-way junction DNA binding. The record is from RefSeq and is a predicted model, not a curated record. The coding region runs from base 584 to 1495 and encodes 303 amino acids. Gene Ontology annotation, biological process: double-strand break repair via homologous recombination; telomere maintenance; reciprocal meiotic recombination. NCBI's taxonomy places the organism in Eukaryota, Metazoa, Arthropoda, Insecta, Hemiptera, Aphididae. The transcript has 5 exons.